Messenger RNA from Nematolebias whitei (Rio pearlfish), 1240 nucleotides. RefSeq names its product disco-interacting protein 2 homolog C. NCBI's taxonomy places the organism in Eukaryota, Metazoa, Chordata, Actinopteri, Cyprinodontiformes, Rivulidae. Bases 56 to 1240 code for a protein of 394 amino acids. The record is from RefSeq and is a predicted model, not a curated record. The transcript is spliced from 9 exons.
GGAGAAGGAGGAGAAGGCAGCGCUUUGGACGGGGGGAGUGCUUUCUACAUCCCGAAUGGCGGACCGAGAGGCGUCGCCGAUACCGCUGGAGAUCCGAGCCCGGCUGGCGGAGCUGGAGCUGGAGCUGUCAGAAGGUAUGGAGGGGCCAAUGUCUCAUCGGGCCCCGCUCGGCCCUCCUUCUGCUGCCCGUUUCCACCGGCGGAGAACCUCUGGCACAAGAGACGAACGCUACCGAUCAGAUGUCCACACGGAGGCGGUGCAGGCUGUGCUGGCACGCCAUGUAGAGAGGAAGAUGGCGGUGCCCAUGCCUUCCAAAAGACGUUCACUGGUGGUUCAGACCUCUAUGGAUGCUUACACACCCCCAGGUCUGUCCCCGCUGUGCUCAGACUCGUCGUCGGGCUCCGAGGAGGAGGCGGGGCCGGGCGAUGACAUGUCGGGCAUGGAGCACUGGAUGGGCCGCCCCUCACAGCUUGGCCCCGCCCACCUGGGCUCCACUUCCUCCUCCUCUUCUUCCACGCAGAGCGGAGGCAGUGGAAACGCCGGGCGACUGGCUGACUCGUUGGCGCACUCCCACAUUUCGCACUUGGCGCACGCGCACCUGGGGCACCCUCACCUGAGCCAGUCGCACCACCUGUCACAGUCGCAUCACGGGAAUGUGGGCCGAACCAGGGAAUGUGGGCCGAACCUGGGAAUGUGGGCCGAACCAGGGAAUGUGGGCCGAACCAGGGAAUGUGGGCCGAACCAGGGAAUGUGGGCCAAACCUGGAAAUGUGGGCCGAACCAGGGAAUGUGGGCCGAACCAGGGAAUGUGGGCCAAACCUGGAAAUGUGGGCCGAACCAGGGAAUGCAUCGGCCACCUCUCCCUGAAGAGGAAGGGGGCUCUGAGUGUCGCUGAGAACGGUGGCUCUCUGAGGCGAUCCUGUGAGUUUGGAUCUGACAUGUUGUGGCCGCCGCCGCUGGAGUCAGAGGAGAACCACUCAGCUCCACCGGACGUGACAGGAUACUCGUCGGACUCGUCCCACUCCCACACCGAGCGCCACCCCAUGUCCAACAUGGGGACGAUUGCCAGGAACACGCAGAAAUACGGCAACGCCGAGCGCAUGGAGACAGGCGACGGUGUUCCCGUCAGCAGUCGUGUGUCGGCCAAGAUCCAGCAGCUUGUUAACACGCUGAAGCAGCCCCGCAGGCCACCGCUGAGAGAGUUCUUUGUUGAUGACUUCGAUGAGCUUCUAGAGGGUUGA